AUGGCGGAUCAGCUAACCGAUGACCAGAUCUCCGAGUUCAAGGAAGCUUUCAGCCUAUUCGACAAGGACGGAGAUGGCUGCAUCACCACAAAGGAGCUCGGGACGGUGAUGAGAUCACUUGGGCAGAACCCGACGGAAGCGGAGCUCCAGGACAUGAUCAACGAGGUUGACGCAGACGGGAACGGAACAAUCGAUUUCCCGGAGUUCCUGAACCUAAUGGCGAGGAAGAUGAAAGACACUGAUUCAGAGGAAGAGCUCAAGGAAGCCUUCAGGGUUUUCGACAAGGACCAGAACGGUUUCAUCUCAGCGGCUGAGCUCCGCCACGUCAUGACGAAUCUUGGUGAGAAGCUUACGGAUGAGGAAGUCGAUGAGAUGAUCAGAGAAGCUGACGCCGAUGGUGAUGGUCAGAUCAACUAUGACGAGUUCGUCAAAGUCAUGAUGGCGAAGUGA
This is a messenger RNA of Microthlaspi erraticum, 450 nucleotides long. NCBI's taxonomy places the organism in Eukaryota, Viridiplantae, Streptophyta, Magnoliopsida, Brassicales, Brassicaceae. The record is from the annotation of a GenBank genome assembly.